GGACCUAGAAUACGCUUGGAUUCAUGCCUUCAUUCCUGAAACGAUUUGUUUUGACUUCCUGAUUAGAAUCAGGGCAUAUGUAUACACGGAUGGGAAGAUGCUCAUGGAAAGAGUAAAACCCCAGGCAUGUGCUGGGGCAGAAUUGCACUCCUGAGGUCAGAGGAGCUGGAAGAGGAUCUCCAGCUGAGGCAGUCUCUGCUUAGGAAAUGAAGAGCUCAAGAGGAAGUUCUUGCUCUAGAGUCACCUCACAGAGGAGGAAGAAAAUUUCACAUAUUUCCUAUUAAAAAGAAAUUGUUUUGGUUCAACAUCAUAGCUUUCUCUAUUUUAAAUAUUUGGAGGUGAACUUUCUAGCAGGCAGCAGUCAUAGCAGUUAAUGUCCAUUCUCCCUAGGAAAUAGUGAUGAAUUUUAAGACAUCUGGGGGUUUGGUCAUUUCUCAUUUAAACAGAACUAGUUUUGGAAGACAGAGGCAGUAGUCAGCAUAGAUAGGACACCCUGUAUCUGGCCUAGCCCAUGGGCUUAUAAAACCCCAGCUGUGGGAGGCCCUGGUGCACAGAGCUGUCAGGCUGACCUUCAGAGCUGUGGAGUAGCAGGGUUCAGACUGUCUGUACAUCCUCAUCAGCACUGGCGUCUGGCCUUCCCAGGGUAACCAAGCUGCCAGCUUCAUAGUCUGUUAGUCCAAGUUCCUUUAAAUGCAGAUGUAUUUGCCUUUGCAUGAGCUCAGCACCUGGCAGGCGACUGUGCUACCAAGUUAUGCUCCACCAAUAUUUGUUGAAUGACCGGCUGAAUGUACACAAUGCAGAUUGCCGCAUUUGUGCCUCUCUUGGUGGUGUGAAUCCCUCCUCAGAAGCUGUCUUUGCAGUAGAGGCUAGGAAGUGCCUAUAGGUACCUGUAAUAGGCCCAAGGCAUGGCCCAAGGUGAGAAAGGACACAGAGAUGGAGGGAGAGAAAGUUAGGGGAGAAAAAGGCACUUGUCAGGGGCGACUCCUCUCUCUGAUGGACUAGCCAUGAAAUGACCCUUUUUGUUGAAUCUUCUCAGCUCCCUAGCUGAGUUUUUAAUACGGUGAGGAUGUUCGGAAAACCUAAAAAGCUUGGAGUGUGAAGACUGAGCCUGGGAUAAGUAGCAUUCAGGAUGAGGGUUUUUUUUUUUUUCUGGUAUUAAAUGGCAUCCCAUAAGGAUUACUAAUUAUGCAAAAUCACUUUCCAUUAAGCCUCUACAAGUUCCAUAUGUAGGCUGGUUUUCAUUUGUAAUGUAGGAUAGCCUCAAGCCCUGAUAGCCCUUCACUCCCUAUUAUCUGUGGUACAUUGCCUCAAUUAUUUUUGGCUUUUGCAAAGUUCCUUAUGCUUGCCUUAUGUGUUUUCACAUUUCUAUUAUUUCAGUUACUUUGCCCAGUUCUCAUGUUGAAAUGUUAUGAAAAGUUAUAAUAGUACAGUGAAAACCCGUCUGUCUUUCACUUAGAGACCCCGUUUAUUGACAUUUUGCACCAUUUGCUUUAUUCACAAAUUUUUCUCCUGUUUUAUCUUUUAGAAGUUUUAUAAUUCUGCAUUUUACAUUUUGGUUUACUAUCCAUAUUUUUAAAAAUUACUGUUGUUUUAGAGACAGGGUCUCACUCUGUUAACCGGGUUGGUAUGCAGUGGAGUGAGCAUAGCCUCUUGUAGCUUUGAACUCCUGGGCUCAAGUGAUCCUCCUGCCCCAGCCUCCAAAGUAGCUAGGACUACAGGCACACACCACCAUGCCUGGCUAAUUUUUUUUAUUUUUUUGUAGAGACAAGGUCUUGCUAUGUUACUUAGGCUAGCUACUAUCCAUAUUGAAUACAUUUCUGUGAAAGGGGUAUAGCAGGUGUCUACUUUCAUUCUUUUGCAUGUAGAUGUCCACUUGUUUCAGCACCAUUUAUUGUAAAGACUAUCUUUUCUCCGUUGCCUUUGUUCCUUUGGUAAAGAUUACUUGAUUAAUUUCUGUUGAACUGUUUCAAGGCUCUCUAUUCUGUUCCAUUAAUCUAUUUGUCUGAUAUUUCACCAAUAUGUACUCUCUUGAUUAAUUUUAUAGUAAGUCUCGAAGUUGGGUGCACUCUUUGUCUUCUAAUUUUAUUGUUCUUCAGUAGUAUUAUGUUGGCUAUUUUAGGUCUUUUACCUUUCCAUGUAAGCUUUGGAAUUAACUUGUCAAUAUCCACAAAAUAAUUUGCUGGGAUUUUGAUUGGGAUUGCAUUGAGUCUAUUGCAUAGAAUGUGAAUGUGAAAUUCCCUGUGCUCAAAUUGCUCUCAAGUACAUCUGUUGCAUUGACACAAAUCCAGUAAGUGAUAAAAGUAGAACUGACUAUAUACAGAUAUGGAUAUGCCUUUUUUUUCCUGAACCAUUUGAAAGUAAGUCACAGAUAUGAUAAUAUGUCACUCCUAAGUGUUUGAGGAUAAACCUUCUAAGAAUAAGAACAUUUUCCUACAUAGCUACAUAUUAUUACUAUUUGGAAGGUAAUUAACACUAAUUUAUCAUUUUUUUUUUAACACAUGCGUUUCCUUAAUCUGGUUUUUAAAAAAAUACCCAUUCUGUCCUGUAUAAGGCAUGAUAUUAUGUUAAGAUGUGAAGACAAGCAAAAUUCCCACCUUGUAAAAGUUCACAGACUCCUGGGGAGACAGACAUCGAAGACAUGAUUAUGAUAGAUAGAGAUAAGGGCCAUAGUAGCUAUACCUACUUUCCUUUCAUUCAAGGAGAGUGUCAGCAGGAGUGUGCUUCCCAUGGGAUAAAGAUGCCUCUCCCCAAAGUGGUGUUCUGGAGCCUGUGCCCUGUUCCUGAUUUGUCAGCCACUGAUGAACCUUUCCAGAUGGGCUUGUGCCUACCUAGAAGUGAAGGAUGUAACUAACAGAAACAUGGUAGAAUGGUGCUUACCUCAAGAUAUUGACCUUGAAGGUGUUGAGUUCAAGUCUAUGGCUAGUGGGUCCCAUAAAAUCCAGUCUGAUUUCAUCUAUUUCCGAAAGGGGCCCUUCUUUGGCCUGGCCUGCUUUGCCAACAUGCCCGUGGAGAGCGAGCUGGAACGUGGCGCGCGGAUGAAGUCUGUGGGCAUCCUCUCUCCCUCCUACACGCUGCUUUACCGCUACAUGCACUUCUUGGAGAACCAGGUUCGGCAUCAGCUGGAGAUGCCAGGACAUUACUCUCAUCUGGCUGCCUUCUACGAGGACAAAAAGGGGGUGCUCCAUGCUGGUCCUGGAAGAGGCAGCAGCCUGCCACCUGUCUACUGGCUGCCUUCUAUCCACCGAUACAUGUACCCUGAGAUGAAGAUCACACACCCAGCUGGCUGCAUGUCUCAGUUUAUUAAGUUCUUUGGAGAACAGAUCCUCAUCCUCUGGAAAUUUGCCUUACUUCGAAAGCGCAUUUUGAUAUUUUCUCCCCCACCUGUGGGUGUGGUGUGCUAUAGAGUGUACUGCUGCUGCUGUCUGGCCAACGUCUCACUGCCUGGCAUUGGGGGCACCAUUCCUGAGUCUAAGCCUUUCUUCUACGUGAACGUGGCUGACAUCGAGAGCCUGGAGGUAGAGGUGUCCUAUGUGGCCUGCACCACAGAGAAGAUAUUCGAGGAGAAGCGAGAGCUGUAUGACGUCUACGUGGAUAACCAGAAUGUGAAGACACACCACGACCACCUGCAGCCGCUGCUGAAGAUCAACAGUGCGGACAGGGAGAAGUACCGCCGGCUCAACGAGCAGAGGCAGAUGCUGUUGUACUCCCAGGAAGUAGAAGAAGACUACAACCCUUGUGAAGAGGACCUCUUCGUGCUGUUUUUCCUAGAACAAAACAACCGGAUAUUUCAGACUUUGUUGGAGGUGUCUGCAAGUCAAGACAAAACUCUGACAGCAGAGCAUGCCCGUGGCAUGGGUCUAGACCCCCAAGGAGACCGGAGCUUCCUCCUGGACCUGCUGGAGGCCUAUGGCAUUGAUGUCAUGCUGGUUAUUGACAACCCCUGUUGCCCGUAGGAGGAGCCAACAGGACUGGGAGCCGCCUCACGUGGGAUGUGAGCAGCCUGGAGUUCAUCCCAGGCCCCCAGAGGGCCUCAUUUUUUUUUAAUUAAGUUGACACAAAGGAAUAUUGUUUAUACUUUCCAACAAACGUAAUUUUUGCAAUUUCCUUUCUGCCCUUUUCCCUAGAGGUAAGGUGAGAUCGCCUUGGUUUUGUGUCCUGCCGUGCUAGGAUGUUGGAAUCUGCCACUUUUCCCCAGAGCUGCUGGUCCUUUGGGUUUGGUCAUAGUUGUAUCACUAGGAGUGGGCUGAGCUCUGGGAACAUUGGGAUGGACUCUUCAGAAAGUCUGUGUUGUCUUUGUCCCUUGAUGUAUUCGAGAAUAAGACAACCAUCUGUCCCGUGUGGCCUUAGAUGUUCAUCUGUCUAAAGGCAGAAACUAGACCAGAUGAUCUUUUAAGGUUUUUAGUAGUUCUAGAAGUCUAUAGUUUUGGGAUCAAAUCCCUUUUCUUGUUCAUUAGGGCAACUCAGUGUCUUCUCUGUUUACUUGAAUAGGGACCACAAAGAGAGACAAAAGGAUGCUUCUGACAUCAAAUGUGAGUUUAUCUUACAGUCAGAGUGACAGAAGUUGCUUAUCAGUAAGCUGAAAACUAAAAUUACAGAAUGAAGCCUUGAAACCUUCCUCAAGGUAACUUAAUGGUGGCCAUGCAAUGUCAUGUUCCUCUUUCUCUGAACCCCUCUUGGGAUAAAUUAGGGAAUUGCUAAGGGCUAAUGCUGGCCUUGAAGCUUGCAAGCAAAUUCAUUUUCCAAUUUAGUCUCUUAAGGGUUCAGUGUGCCCUUGGAGUAAGUUGGGUAUUUUUAAAGGGUAAAGUUUGGGCUGCUGGAGGAUAGAACAGUUGAAGUUCGAGCAGGAUAGAGAAGCCACUCUAUGAGUCACUUCAUCUGGACACGAGUUCUCUGGAGGCAUUAGUAGCAACACCUCUGGGUCAACACAGAUGUACUGGAUUCCGGAAUCUAGCAAGCAUCUGAGCUGGUUAACUCAGAGGGUGGAGCAUGAUGCUAACAAGACCGUUUAUCACUUUGGACCCCUCACAAACACACUUCUCUUUAGCAGAGGUGACAUUCCUUAGGCUAAAUAAUUGGAUUUAGGGACAUAACAGAUUUGUUAGAAAAUGUGGCAGUGGUCACACCCAGGACACUGGUCAGGAACCCUGAGCAUCAGCGAUGGAUUUAUCUAUCCAUCCUCUGCAGUGCUGUGCUCUAGGCUGGAUCUCGCUCCUUGCCUGUUCUCUCUGGUUGGCCUUUGCAGGAGGGCAGCUUACGUGUUUGUCAACCAGUUAGCCAGUUCCUGUGAGUUGAGUUUAGGCCUUUUUGGCCAUGGUUGAAGAUUUUGACUUGGCAUACUGGGUUGUUGACGACAAAUAAUUUCUUCCUCCAUACCCUUCUCACCUGGCUGUGUUAUUGGAAUAGCCCAUCAAUGAAUACAUCCAUGUCUGUGACCAAGACCCAGCCAGACUAAUGUACCCAGCAGAGAGAAAUAACAUUGAAAUGGUGGGUCACACAUCUCAUCCCAAGAUAAGGUUCUUACGGUUCAUGCUUUAUUCAAAAGUGUUUUUCACUAUAGCUCCUUCAUAUGGAAUAUCAAAACUGAAGAAAUUCAUAUGUGGAAAUGCAAAUAGACAUUGAUUAAUGAAGGUAGCAUCUUUAUGUAAAUAUAUAAAUAAGUUUGGGCAUUGAAAUGUAAACUGUACAGCUAAUACACUUUUCUCUGCACUGUGAGUUGCCACCAUUUCAGUAAGGUGUAUGUUUACAAAAGAAAAAAAAAUCCAUGUUUUGAGGUUGAUACCUCACCUAUUUUCUCCUUCACAUGCAACCCUCUCCUCUUGCCUCUGAAGGGUUGAUGGGUCCUUUCUAACUUAGGCCAAGUAAUGGUUACUUUUCGUGGUAUCCCGAGGCUCAGGGUGUUUUAAGCUGGGGGUAGGUGGUUAGAGGUAGGAGUAGGGGUGAAAAGAAAGGCCUGAUUCUUCUAGAGGACACAGGAAGACUUCCUUUUUCUGGAUUUGGGGAAUCUGCCAGGAGGGCUGCUUUAGGCAUUUUUGCUCCGAGCUUUCUGUAUGCAAACACUUUUGUUUCCUGUGCUGUUUUAAACUGCAAGCUCAGAAGUGCUGGUAUCAAGGUAGCAGGGUGAGAAUGAAGUUCCUGUAUUUUCCUUUGAAUGGUGAGUCUGGGCUUCUGGGUUCCCUUAACUUGUGCUUGUCUAGGUAGCUUUCUCUUGCAUCUCCAUGUGUCACCCUCCCACUCAUGGAGAGGGCCAGGGUAUGGGUGGCCCCAGAGGAGAAUGUGCCAGUGAGGCAGUGCCAUGUUUCAGGUCAUAGGGGCCUUGGGCUCAGCUGACCCCAAUGCAGAGCUUCUCUCUUUAAGAGAGAUCCCAAGAAAUUGGUCCUUCCCUACCUUGCCAGCUUCUUCAGAGGGCCAGAAAUCUUGCUUAGAGCUUCUGCUUGGCUGAACAGCUUGUGCGUUAUCUCUUCGGUUACCUUUGCCACCGUUGAUCGUCCUCAGAGUAUGUCUUGCCUGGGCUAUGAAGUGGAGGCUGUGGCCUCCAAAAUCACCUAAGGCUUGCUUUGUACCAGAUUCUGCUCCCCCACAUCAGAAAUUAGCAGGCACAACCCAGGAUCCUUUGCUGCCAGUUUUCUGCAAGGGGAAUUCCACAGUGACAACAGAAGCUAGGAGCCAUGUGGACCUGCUUUUCUGCCAGUCUUGAAAUAUUUUCUGAGAAGCCAUCUGCUUUUGUUCAGAAGAAAGUGGUAAACAUCGUUCACAGACAUCUAGGUCUGUAAGCUCUUUAGGGGCGGGCAUGAUGAUUAUCAUUGACCUCCUGGAGCAGGGUUGGAAACCUGUGGUGUGAUACCUUCUGCCACUAUCUGCUGCCUGGCCUCAGCCCUCGCCUGCCUAUGCAGGCCUAGUUCUGCUGAUCACAUGCCAUACUGUGAAUGAACCAUGUGCUGGUUUGGAAAUACUUGCUCACCUGAGAUGCUGGCUAGGCUGCCCUAUUUAUUGUUCCUAAGUUAGAAGGUCCCAGAUGGGAGUAGAAUCCAUGUUUGGAGCUUGUUGGUAUCCAUGUAAAAUAUGACAAAGGCCUGUUAAAGGGGGUGUUUUCAAUUCUGUAGGCUCAGCAGAUGAUACUGCUCAGCCUUUGGGAAAAUGUCCAGUUAGCCCCUGGCUUAGGACUCUCCACAAGGAGUUAGAAAUAGUAGAGCUUAUCUCCUACCAGACUAAAAAAAGCAUGGGCCAAAUUAUGUGUUUAGAAUUUGCUUGGGCUUUUAAUGUGAAAUAUUCUCUACGCCUGCUAGAGACCAUUCCAGUGUCAGUGUCCCAACUGGGACCUGUACGAUCCUCAGUCAAUUAUGAUUACAAUGAAUUAGAAGGCUUUUGCCUUCCAUAUCUAUCAUCUAUUAUAGCAUCUCUGCUUCCAUCUGGUUAAGGGGAGGGAAGCGGAAAUCACUGAUGUAUCAAUAGAAGUAAUUUAGCAUAGGAACUUGCAUUUGUAACUUAUCUUGUUUUGUUCUACUUGAAAGUCAAGACAAGAAAGUUAAGAUAGCACAUGGUGCAGAUGCUCCCAGAUGCCACAUGUGAAGAUUUGUGACCAUGUGACUACUGAUGAUCUUUUGGCUAGAAGAUAAAUCUUAGCUAAAUCACUGUUUUUCAUUCUGAGGGCUAUGAGGAUGAAUUUGCUAUCAGUCUUGAUACACUGAAAGCCAUUCAAACACACUAAAAGAUGAAAUCACUCACCUUUAAACUGAGGCCUUCAGGGAACGGCAGUAAUGAAUUAGCCUUUCAGUCAUAGGACAUCAACCCUCCUAGAAGAGGCAGAGACCCGAGGGACCAUUUAUUUCCCUUUGAAACUGCAUAGCCCAGGGACUGGAUUAAGAUGCUUUCUCCAGUCUCUGUAUAGGUCAGCCUUGCAUAGGUAAAGGAAGAGUGGGCAGGUGGAUGAAUAAAAUAGGAUAAUGAGCUUGGCAGUGAACUUGCCUUAUUGUGAUGACAGUUCUAACAUGGGCAAGAAAAUUAGCAUGGGGACCAAUAUGCCAGGCAUGGGCUUUUAUCUCCCUAAUAGAUCCCAAGCUUAGUGGGCUUGGAUUCUGUGAAAUGGCCAGUGCUCCUGUCUUGUCCCCUGUACCUUAUAGUUAUACCCUGGGGUGAGAAUCCUGCUGACCCUAGUCCCGUCCCUUCUCAUUUCAGGAGAACUCUUUUCUGAUUCAGGUAGGGGGAGAGGGGGAGUUAAGGGCUCCAUUUACUCCCAAGUCAUGGAUUUUUAAUAUUCCAUUUUUAUUACUAAUAUACCUCUGUUCCUAGAAGCUACUGGAGUACUGAGUGUUGUGGGAAAUGGCUAACUGUGAAUUAAGUUAAUGUUUUUCUUAUAAGAAAUGGAAGUUUAUUUUUUUAUUGAUAUUACUGUGUGAUGAAAUGAGUAUGCAUAUACUGAAAUGGAAGGAAAUGUUAAAACUAUUCUAGAGGAAAUGGGCAGUUUUGUAAUUUGGUAGUGGCUGAGACCCUAUAGAAGUUUUACUAUGUAAAUAAUUUGGAGAGUGAAUAAGGAGAUUGUGCUAUAAAAUCUUGACAGCGCUCUUUAGGAGGCAGACUUGACAGUCCUAGGAAGGUUGACAUAAAAACACCAACCUUAAGUAAAACUCUAGUACAAAAAAGGGUAAAUGGCAUCAUUCUUAUUUUUGGGCCUCUUUCUUAACUGGAGAGAGGUGGGAGUGGGAGGUAGAUUUAUAACUGGCACUUUAAUUCAUUUUUGGAACUAGAAUUUAGGGGCAGUUGGAUGAAAUUGCAAAUUUAGAAAGGGAAUAAAUUUUCUAGUGCUAUAUAAAGACAACGGAGAAAAAAAGCCUUGCUUUCAUCUUUUUAGAAUUCUCGAAUUUUAGCAUACUGUGGGGCUUCUAGAGUUAAUAUGAGUUAAUAUGAUCUAAAUUCAGAAAAUUUAAUUUUCAUAGUAGGCCAGGUAUGAAUUACUUACGUUUCCUGUAGAAUGCUUAUUUAGACCAAUAAUAAAUUUACUUUGCUUUCUGAGGCCAGUCAGCAAGUGUCGGGGUGAGGCAGGAUGUUUUAAUUAGCCAGAGAUGAUCCAUAAAGUGAACAGUCCACACAGAGGUCACUGAGUUGGAUGGUUGCAAAUAUUUAAUUGACAUUAGAAUGAAAACUCCUUCCUUUGGGUAAACUAAACAAAAAGUAUACUAAAAAUUUUAAGAUGAUGUUACAAAAAAAAGUUUCGGUCUAAUGUGUCCACAAAGGUUGUCAAGUAAAGAAUGGUGGAGAUUCUUGGCUUUUGAACAACCAACCUGGAUGAGUGACUUCAGGGACAGAGAGCAGAGGAAAGCAAAAUGAAUUUUCUGUGUUUACCCAAAGCUUGUUGACUGAAUUUUUGUACAGGUCUGGGAAAAUAAGCCUAAACAAAUAGUUGUAGCCUUAGAAAAACUUUUCCCAUUUCUUUCUAAGAAUCAGCAUAGCCUCCCUGUCGCCUUAAAGGUAAAACUCCUAUUUUGAUUAAUAACCCAGCCUAAGAGUUAUAGCAAUACGAGAGACUGAAUCUAUUUUUGUUUCAGGUAUUUACCUCAUAUUACGAAAUUGGUAAGACACUUAAUAAAUUUUGCCCUGACUACUGGUGUGCCCAGGUAUGCCGUGCUCUCUCUGUUGCCAGUGGUGAUAAUUUUAAGACCUAAAGAAAGCUGGGGUUAAUCCUGAAGCUAAGAGUAAAUGUUUCUUGAAUUGAUUUUGUUCUGUGGUACAAAUAACAUCUAUGAAUAUUGUAUCUGUAUAUAUCUGAACCAAGUUAUGUGCAGAGAGGUUGACAUAACUAUAUUUACAGAAAAUGAUUUUUACAAUUAAAGUUCACAUUUUAACAUGAA
This is a messenger RNA of Sapajus apella (tufted capuchin), 9842 nucleotides long. RefSeq names its product DENN domain containing 11 (gene DENND11). Lineage: Eukaryota; Metazoa; Chordata; Mammalia; Primates; Cebidae. Gene Ontology annotation, cellular component: cytoplasm. The transcript has 9 exons. The record is from RefSeq and is a predicted model, not a curated record. The coding region runs from base 2799 to 3953 and encodes 384 amino acids.